UUCCACCUCUUAGGACCUUCAAAAAUAUUAAUGAUGGCCGUUUCUUCUCCUUUGUUUUCUAACUUUGGCGUGUGUUUGGCAGAUCCCAAAAACAAGAAACUAAACACUAUAGAAGCUCCACUUUCAACAGGUAUUCCUGUUCAUUAUUCAUCAUCUCAGCCAAGCAUCGUACACAGUGAAUUCAAGAAUUUUGAGGAGAUUAAUGGUGAUAAUGAUCAUUUAGAUGGAACAGUGAAGAAGCUUAAUCACAAUGCAAGCGAACGUGAUCGGAGAAAAAAAUUUAAUAGCUUGUGUUCUUCUCUUCGUUCUUUGCUUCCAGCUACUGAUCAUACGAAAAAAAUAAGCUUUCCAGUCACAGUAGCAAGAGUGAUAAAGUACAUACCAGAUUUAAAGAAAGAAGUGGGAGGACUGACACAGAAGAAAGAAGACCUUACAUUAAGAUCCAUCCCUAAGAAAGAAUAUUCUGCUGAUUUUAAUAAUAAGCAAACAAUAAUUAAAGGAGGAAUUCAGAGUUCUUUAUCAGUUAUCUCAGCAAAUCAAGUGGGAAAUAGAGAAGUCAUUAUUCAUAUAUCUAUUUUGAAAACCAAUAAGAGUUCGUUUGCUGAAGCUGUAUCAGAACUAGAAGAGGAAGGACUUCUUCUACUAAAUGCAUCUUCUUUUGAAACUUUGGGAGAUAGAGUUUUCUACAAUUUGCAUUUUCAGUAAAAAUUGAGAUUCUGGUAGGAAGGCCGGUCACUACAUAAGUCGCCAUCCGUCCAGGAGAGAAGCUAAGUGGAUGCGCCCCUUCACUUAAAAGCGGAUAGGGUACUGAGCCGUCGAAGGGGUCAGAUCACUCUGGAUUACUGAAGAGUCGUCCGACUUCUCGGUGACUGAAUAAGAAGUAUAGCCAAAUCAAGAUGAGAUGGGACGGCCGUUCAGAGGCCGCAAGAUCAUUUUUGAAAUUAUCCAGAAGAAAAGGAGGCACAUAUCCUAUAGGGUCGUUGAGGUUCAAAGAUACUACUAUAGACCUAGAUAAUCUCAUAAGUAUGUCUAGAAAUAUUUGCUUAUGGAAAUUGUGCACUUCAGAAUAUCUAUGUUACUAUUAAUAUAUGCGCAAACUUUGUUGAUCUUUAUUUUAUUAUA
Molecule: messenger RNA, 1122 nt
Organism: Nicotiana tabacum (common tobacco)
Lineage: Eukaryota; Viridiplantae; Streptophyta; Magnoliopsida; Solanales; Solanaceae
Source: RefSeq, a predicted model, not a curated record